Molecule: messenger RNA, 1597 nt
Organism: Planococcus citri (citrus mealybug)
Lineage: Eukaryota; Metazoa; Arthropoda; Insecta; Hemiptera; Pseudococcidae
Gene: PRAS40
Product: Proline-rich Akt substrate 40 kDa
Exons: 8
Coding region: 290-1453 (387 amino acids)
Biological process (GO): negative regulation of TOR signaling; negative regulation of protein kinase activity; neurotrophin TRK receptor signaling pathway
Cellular component (GO): cytoplasm
Source: RefSeq, a predicted model, not a curated record
AUUUUCCUUUGUUACUUUCAUGGAUGCAUUUGAAGAGAGAAAAUUAUCCGUAUUGCGUUGAUUCGAUUUCAAGUGCUAACCGCUAAGUUAUAUUUCUAAAAAAUGGAAAUUCAGCUAUAGUAAACGGUAUUUUGAAGUUAUAAAAUUCGCAGUGUGACGUGGUUGUUAAAUUUGAAUCGUUUAAGCUCGUGAAAUUUUACGCUUACGGUACCGUGUUUCCAUACUAUAUAAUUAUAUUGCCGUUGCAAUACCGGUCGGUUUUCAGCCUAUUUAAUAAGCCAAACUCGCGAUGAAGCAUUAUUGUACAUGUUUAAACAUUUGCGUCGAGUUAGACAGCUUAGAUAGACUACCCGAUGAACCAUUAACCCUAUCGGACGAUGAGAAGAGAGACCCCUUUUUUACGUUACCAUUAUUAGUAGUUCGCGAAUUAAAGGUUAAACACCAACAACCGAUGCUUAUACGUUCCAAACGAAUUGGCUCGUGGGAAGUCUAUAAAUGUACGAAUUGCUCAACGUUUUCGCACGCUAUUGAAAAUGAUUCCAAUACAAGGCUUAUGAAUAAGACAUUAUUACAGCUGCCGGAUAACGAAGUGCAGAAUAUCAAAAAUUCUGUCGAUUAUUCCCCAGUAUUUCACAUCGUCGUGGCCGAUACGUCUUUAUUCGGUGGUGAUCUGUCAGAAACUAGUCAAUUAAGUGGAAACUUCUCAACCAACGUUGUCGAGUUACAAAAACAAUUAUCCGAUUACGUCGACGAGCAGAAUAAAAUUACCGAUGAAAACAUACGCACGUACGUGGAGCAACAACAAUCGGCGUUGAAAAAAUUACUAAAACGAGCUAACGAAGACUUUCAAAUAUUAACCAACGUCAUUGAGCAAACCGAGCCGGGAAUGAAGAGGAAUAACUCGAGUGAGAUUAAUUCAUUCAACAGCAGUGGUUUUGCUUCAUCUCAAACAUACACGAGCACGUCGCCGAUUAAUAUAUCCAGCAAAUCUGUGAUUGAUAAUUUCGAUCGUUUGACCAUCAGUCCUUCGAAAGCGAGUGUGAAAGAAUUCAAAGGCUCCUUGAUGUCUGGAAUUCCGCCAUCGUUCGAUUCCGAAGGAUUAUUCCCUUUGGAUGGAAUGGAAGAACCAAGUGUUCUAGAGGAUGAAGAACACUCUGAUGAAGAUCUUUCGGAUACAGAUGAUUCUGGAAGUAGGGACGAGGGUAUACAUAUUCCACGUCGAAAAAGUUUCGCCAUCGCGAAAUCUCUACCAAUACGAGUUCCGGGGGAAUUCGAUCCGUCUUUCCGAGAUGUUGGCGAAGCAAAAAGGGACAAAAGGAAACCAAAUUACCAACAGAAGAGAAACAAAGAACCAUUGGAUAUAGCCGCCAGCAUUAAAGCUUUGGCCAACAGCGUACACGGUGAUACAAUUUUCGGUGAUUUACCCCCUCCGAGAAUUGGUUCUAGAAUCUAAUUCAUAAGUUACGAAAGUUUUGAGUAUUUCUGAAUUUUUAUUGAUUUUUUUCGUGUAUUUUAAAUUACAGUUCGCAGCUUGAUAUUUUUUUAUAUGUUUUAUAAAAUUGUGUAAAAAGAAAUUAUAUAUUUUUUCUGUCUUUGA